GGCUUGUGCCCCCAGGCUGGGGCCCGUUUGCCCAUCCCCAGCACUGGCUGCAUCUCCGCCUGGGUCCCUGGGGCGGUAACCACCGGGACCUGCAGCAAGGCAGGUCGCUGCCCCGCGGGGCUCCCACUUGGGUUUGGGGUUGAGGUUCAUGGAUCUCUGGGCUCUGCCCUGCUCGGAGCCCUGCGCCGCCCAUCGAGACACCGUCCCUUGCCCGCGGCCCCCAGGCAGCAGGGGCUCGGCCCCCCAGCUGCUGGCCUGCCAUCCCCAGAGCCGGAGCCUGGACUCCUCUUGCCGGCAGUUUCAGGCCUGGGGCUCCCUUCCCAGCUGGCCCUGUUCUGACCCCAGCAACACUUUGGCAGGUGCCUGGUUCUUGAGAGGCCAGCCCUGUCCUCACCUGUGACUCAGUUUCCCUGCAUGGCCCUGCGAUCCAGCUCCUGGCACAGGGUUUCACCUGUGCCAUGCCGUGACCUGGUCUGCAGAGGGUGCUGGUGGGUUGGUGCCCCUGCACCCCCCAGGCAGAGGCCUGGCAUCAGGCCGGUCCCUGCUCCUCUUUCCUUCCCUGCCCUGCAGAGCCUGGUGAGCGAAGGGGAGGAGGAGGAGCUGGCCGAGGAGGAGGAGGAGGACACCAGGGAAGGGAAGGCCACCCUGGCAGAGCCAGCGCUGGGCAAGAGGCUGGAGGAGAAGAGCAAGAAGCAGCCGAGCAAGGGCCUGGUGGAGCAACAGAGCAUGGGCAGCGUGGGGUUAAGUGCCCGCAGCACCCUGCUGCCCGAGAAUGGGCCGCAGGGGAAGAGGCUGGAGGCCAAGACCCGCACCCCUGUCCGCUACUGUACACUGGGCACCCGGGACUUGGCUAGGAACCCCCACAUGCUGGUGGAGGUGACGUCCUUUACGGCCAUCAACAAGUUCCAGCCAUUCAACGUGGCCAUCUCCAGCAACGUGCUGCUGCUGCUGGACUUCCACAGCCACCUGACACGGAGCGAGGUGGUCGGCUACCUGGGCGGCCGGUGGGACACCAAUACCCAGCUGCUGACAGUGUUGCGCGCCUUCCCAUGCCGGACGCGCCUCGGGGACGCUGACUCGGCAGCAGCCGUGGAGGAGGAGAUCUGCCAGAAUCUCUUCCUGCGCGGGCUUUCGCUGGUGGGCUGGUACCACAGCCAUCCCUUCAGCCAUGCCCUGCCCUCGCUGCAGGACAUCGAUGCCCAGAUGGACUACCAACUCAAGCUCCAGGGCAGCAACAACAGCUUCCAGCCCUGCCUGGCACUUAUCUGUGGCCCAUACUAUCAUAGCAACCCAGGUGCAGAGUCGAAGAUCUCACCUUUCUGGGUUAUGCCGCCUCCUGAGCAGCGACCCAAUGACUACGGCAUCCCCAUGGAGGUGGAGGUCACCUACGUGCAGGAUGGGUUCCUGACGAAUGACGUCCUACAGGAGAUGAUGCUGCUGGUGGAGUUCUACAAAGGGGCCCCCGACCUGGUGAAGUUCCAGGACCUGUGGAGCCAGGACCAGACCUAUCUGGACAAACUAAAGCCACAGCCCAUGGCCUCUCAGCCAAGCAAACAAAUCGCUCCAUCCCUGCCCAUAUCCCAGGAGUACAGCCUCCCUGCAGACACCUUCUUGGUGCUGGUGUCUGCAGCCUCCAUCACCCAAGGAUGCAUCUGCUGGAAGGUGACACCAUCAAUGCUAAGGGUGCUUGCCCACCUUCCCUGCCCUCAGUUGCAGGGUCUGCCUUGCUCCCCUAAGCCUGCUGCAGCUGAGUGAUGAGGAGGCACCCCUGCACAUUCCCCACUGCCCUCCCUGCUAAGCAGGUGACUGCCCCCUCCCCAUGCCCUGGCUGCAAGGCCCCUCCCUGCUGCUCAAGAAGAGGGCAAAUGCUUUAGAAAGAAGAAAACCCCAUUUAAUACUUUUAUUGAGCGGUUACAAGUCCAGAGUUGUGACCUUUCCCCUUAAAACAAGGAAAUGCCAUUACAAAAGGAGACCUAAUAAAUUGUCCUGACUAAACACAGACUCAUUCAACCCAAGUGAGCCUACGCCAGAGCUCAGAGAUGCAACGGGGCCAGGCCACCGGGUUGGGAGAGGGAGGAGUCCCGACCUCCGCAUCAGUGUCAGUGUGCGCGACAGCUCUGCUGCGAGGAACAGGCAGGACAGAGUUCCCUCCCUCCAACCAUGUAGAGGGGGCUGGGUCCUGUCCCCACUGCCUCCCUGAGAGCAGGAUCAGGCCCCAGGGGCAUGAAGGGCUGUAGGGGCAGGGAGCCUGUGACUGGAAGCACGAGCCUGCUCUGGUCACAGCCCCAGCUGUGAGUCGUGGCGGUGACAGCAAUCAACGGGAAG
Gavialis gangeticus (Gharial) is the source of this 2325-nucleotide messenger RNA. RefSeq names its product MPN domain containing (gene MPND). Gene Ontology annotation, molecular function: polyubiquitin modification-dependent protein binding; metallopeptidase activity. Gene Ontology annotation, cellular component: BRCA1-A complex; BRISC complex. NCBI's taxonomy places the organism in Eukaryota, Metazoa, Chordata, Crocodylia, Gavialidae. Gene Ontology annotation, biological process: double-strand break repair. The transcript is spliced from 10 exons. Bases 415 to 1755 code for a protein of 446 amino acids. The record is from RefSeq and is a predicted model, not a curated record.